AUGGAACCUUUAAGACCUCCAAGGGGGUAUGCCCGUGGACGUCCUCAAGUACCAACCAAUCAUCCCGGUGUAUCAAGUUCAUCUCAUUUACAUUCUCAAGGAAUAAGGCCAACCGCAUCACAGCUAAUGAAUUCUUUAAAACCUCUACAAGCACCAGUAACGGGUAUGGGUGUGCUACGUCCAAUUCGUCCAAUGUCACUUAUUCGACCUACUGGCACACUCCAGCAAAGAGCUCCUAGGCCACCAGGACCAAGACCUGGGAUGCCUGUGAUGCCUGUGAUACCUGUUGAUAAUAUACCACUUAAAAUAGACCCGAUGGCAGGAGUACAACAAAUUACAGAAAGUCAUAGACGUUUCGAUGCAGGAGAUGCACCAUUACAGUUAGGGCGCGGAGCAAUACGAGGCCGAAGACAAAUUGAACUUGAACAUCUUAAUACAAUAAGACCUGAAUCUUCAUUAGGAGAUGUUGGAAAACAAGGAACUUCUGGACAGCCAGUAAAACUGUUGGCAAAUUACUUUCCUAUCACUUCAUAUACAAAUUGGUGUUUGUACCAAUAUCGAGUUGAUUUCAAUCCCGAAGAAGAUAGAAUUAGUACUAAAAGAGGACUAUUAGCUCAGCACCGAGAACGUUUGGGAGGAUAUUUAUUUGACGGAACAAUGUUAUUUUCUGGAAGCCGAUUUGACCCACCUACUUUUGAACUUACAUCUACACGUCGACAGGAUGAUCAAAUUGUAAUCAUAACAGUGAAGUUCACAAAUAUUAUAGAAACCGGUGAUUAUGCUAACAUUCAAGUUUUCAACUUACUCUUGCGUAAUUGUCUUCGACAUCUUAAACUGACGUUGAUUGGAAGAAACUUUUAUGAUCCUGAUGCUAAAAUUGAUAUGGCUCAACAUAAGCUACAACUUUGGCCAGGUUAUGAAACAACAAUUGGCAGGUAUGAAGAUAACAUUUUACUGUGCGCUGAAAUAUCUACAAAAGUCAUGCGUCAAGAGACUGUAUUGGACUUUUUAAAUCAGUGUGCUGGUGAUAGGAACCGUAACAUAGAUUGGAUGAUUAACUUCAAAAGUAGUGUCGUUGGUACCACAGUUAUGACAAAAUACAAUAAUGAAACGUACAGAAUUGAUGACAUAGAUGAAAAUUCUGACCCUAAUUCUGAAUUUAGUAAAAAAGAUGGGUCCAAAAUGACUUACAUACAAUAUUACAAAGAAAAAUGGAACAUAACUAUUCGAGGUGGCAAACAACCUAUGUUGAUUUCGAAAAAUAAAAAAUCUAUAAGACGAUUUGGAGUUGAAGAUACGUUGGUUUACCUUGUUCCAGAGCUAUGCAUUAUGACUGGUAUAACGGAUGCCAUGAGAAAUAAUUUCACACUUAUGAAAGAUAUGGCUAUACAUACCCGUGUGAAUCCUAAAGAACGCAUGGAUAGAUUAACAAAUUUUGCAAAUCGACUUCUUUCAACUCCUGAAUCUGUUACUGAAUUGAAAAGAUGGAAUCUGACAUUAAGUAAUAAGCUGGUUGAACUCACUGGUCGUACAUUAAAGCCAGAGUCAAUUCAAAGUCGUUCUAAAGGCUAUAAUGGAGGCGAAGAAGCUGAUUGGACAAAGCAUUUACGCUCUUUGCCAAUGUUUACUUCUGCCACGGUGAAAUAUUGGACUAUUCUAGCUCCUAAAGACUGUUGUCGAGAAGUAGAAGCAUUUGCACAAAAUCUCGCUAAAGCAGCACAAGGAAUGACAUUUUUACUACCUAGGCCUGUCAUAUUCCCCAUGGCUGAUGGGAAAUCAAAUACAUUUUUGAACUCUUUGGAAAAAGUAAUUAAUGAAUCAAAUCCAGCAUUGAUUUUAUGUGUCAUUCCAUCGGCACGUGGUGAUAUUUAUAGUAUGAUUAAAAGAAAAUUAUGUAUUGAUAGAGCAGUACCGUCCCAAGUAGUACUGUUGAAAAAUGUGCAGAAGAAUAAUUUAUCUAUUUGUACAAAAAUUGCCAUACAAAUAAAUUGUAAACUUGGUGGUGCUCCUUGGCUAGUUACCAUUCCUAAAAAAGGCAUGAUGAUAGUAGGUUUUGAUGUAUGUCAUGAUACUCAGCGGAAAAAUAUAUCAUUUGGAGCUUUAGUCUCAACUAUGAAUGAUGCUCACACAAGUUACUUCAGUUGUGUGGAACCUCAUGAAAGCGGAGAGGAACUUUCUGUUCAUUUUGCUACAGGCAUAAGCAAAGCGUUGGCCAAGUAUAGAAAUAAAAAUGGUGCAUUACCUACUUCCAUAAUUGUAUAUAGAGAUGGAGUUGGAGAAGGUCAGAUUUCUCAUGUUCAUAAAACAGAAGUUAGACUUUUGCAGACUGCUUGUGAACAAUUUUAUGGUGCAAGUUCUGUCCCAUUAGCGUUUGUUAUAGUCACAAAACGGAUUAGUGCAAGAUUUUUUGCUCUUGGUAAUAGAGGCCCUGAAAAUCCUCGACCCGGAACUGUAAUUGAUAGUGUUGUUACAGACCCAACCAAGUAUGAUUUUUUUUUGGUUUCACAACAUGUUAGACAGGGAACGGUAACUCCUACCCAUUAUCAAGUGAUUGAAGAUACCCUUAGACUUCCUCCUGAUAUAAUGCAGAGACUUACAUUCAAGUUGACUCAUAUGUACUACAAUUGAUCGGGUACAGUUCGGGUUCCUGCACCAUGUCAGCUGGCCCAUAAGUUGGCAUUUCUUACUGGGACGAGUCUAGGGCGUUCGCCCAAUGUCGGACUCGAUGAGUUGCUAUACUUCCUUUAAUAUUAUAUAUUUUUC
Myzus persicae (green peach aphid) is the source of this 2763-nucleotide messenger RNA. RefSeq names its product piwi-like protein Siwi. Gene Ontology annotation, biological process: regulatory ncRNA-mediated gene silencing. The record is from RefSeq and is a predicted model, not a curated record. NCBI's taxonomy places the organism in Eukaryota, Metazoa, Arthropoda, Insecta, Hemiptera, Aphididae. Gene Ontology annotation, cellular component: P granule. The transcript has 17 exons. Gene Ontology annotation, molecular function: protein binding; piRNA binding.